CCUGAACAUCAUUGAAAGUGACGAUAAAGACAAGACAGUCAGAGAGAGAUACAAUUUCAUCAACAAAGUCGUCAUGAAAUGCGCCCCAGCAGUUUUCUAUCUAGAAAUACGAGAUCCCUACAAGAAGGACCUGGAGACGGGAGAACCUAUUGUUACUUCUAACGGUUCUGGAUUUGUUAUCAGCGAAGAUGGUUGGGCUUUGACUAACGCACAUGUCGUCCUCAAUAAGCCCCAAUCGACGAUAAGGGCGAUCAUGCGGGAUGGAAGAAGCUUCAAGGUGCAGGUGGAGGAUGCAGACAUGAGCAUUGAUUUAGCUCUGUUGAAGCUCGAGGCUCUGGAGAAGCUACCCAGUUUGCAGCUAGAGACCCCUGGAGAUACGGCCAUCGGCGAAUGGGUUGUUGCUUUGGGAAGUCCGUUGUCUUUGAGCAACUCAGUAACUGUUGGAAUUGUGAGCUGCGUAGAUCGUCCAGCCGAAGAGCUAGGACUGAAGAAUUAUUCAAUGACAUACAUCCAAACGGACGCUUCAAUAACUUUCGGAAAUUCGGGAGGACCCCUCGUCAACUUGGACGGGAAUGUCAUCGGCAUCAAUAAUCUCCGAUUGACAAAAUCAUUUUAUAUAAUAUGA
This is a messenger RNA of Leptinotarsa decemlineata (Colorado potato beetle), 625 nucleotides long. Its product is annotated as serine protease HTRA2, mitochondrial. NCBI's taxonomy places the organism in Eukaryota, Metazoa, Arthropoda, Insecta, Coleoptera, Chrysomelidae. Gene Ontology annotation, biological process: programmed cell death; proteolysis; positive regulation of apoptotic process. The record is from RefSeq and is a predicted model, not a curated record. Gene Ontology annotation, molecular function: serine-type endopeptidase activity; protein binding.